Molecule: messenger RNA, 6369 nt
Organism: Parnassius mnemosyne (clouded apollo)
Lineage: Eukaryota; Metazoa; Arthropoda; Insecta; Lepidoptera; Papilionidae
Source: the annotation of a GenBank genome assembly
CUGGUGGAGGAGCGCAGCGUGCGGCUGGAGCGCGUGUCGCUGCGCUGCGCCGCGCCCUCGCGCUGCGCCGCUGCGCUGCUGCCCGCGCCCGCCUCCUUCGAGCUGCGCAUCCGCCGCAACCUGGCGCACACGCACAACGUACCGGACGUGGCGGUUCAUGGCACGCUGACAACGCUGGAGCUGGCGCUGGACGCGGAGCAGUACCGGCUGGUGCGCGGCGUGCUGGCGCACAACCUGGCCGAACCUUGCGAGGAGCUGCUGCCGCCCGCCCCCGCCCCCGCUCCUGCACCGGACCCGCACCAUCAGGCGGUGUGGACGACGUGGUCACUGAAGCUGGAUCUGCAUGACGUGUGCGUUCGGCUGACUGCAGCGCGCGGGCCGCUGGCUUGCAUUAAUUUCAUCAAGUCACGAUUGGUCAUUGAGAAUUAUUCUGACCUUAGCCAAGACAUCGACCUCGUCUCCCAGGAGAUUCUGGUGAGUGACGCACGGUACGCAGCAGAGCCAGCUAACCGGCGGGGCAACGUAUUCAGCAACAUCGUACAGCCGCUGCCCGAGCGGCGCCACAGCGUGCAGGCCGAGGUGCACGCCAGGAAACGCCUGGACUCUUCAGCAUAUACUAUAUUGAUAAACAACAUGCGUCUUAUGGCUAUUCUGGACUGGUGGGAAGCCGCGAACCAAUUCAUUAUGCAACCGCCAGCCCCAGCUACUGAUCCUGACCUCGCCCAUUUAGAAGAGGCGAGUAUGUCGGCGAGCGGUGACUGUACGGACUCAGCGGGCGGGGCCGGUGCGACCGAGGGCGGGCCCGUUGAGCUGAAGCUUAACAUCACCGACUCUCAGCUCGUGCUGGUGGAAGAUGCCUCCGUCUGGGACACCAACGCAGUUAUACUUAAGAGCUCGACAGUGCUGCGGUACAACGGCGCGGACGUGGAGCGGCCGGUGCGCUGCGAGCUGGGCGAGCUGGAGCUGUUCUCGUGCGUGCUGGGCCUGGAGGACGAGACGGCGCUCGCCAUCGUCGAGCCCGCCGCGCUGCACGCACACCUCGACACCCACCGCCGGCUACAUAUUUCAAUGGGAACAUUAAAUUUACGGCUGUCAUAUCAUGACAUGCGCAUGUUUGCCGCAAUGCUGCAAUCAUUACCGGCGCAAGUUAGAGCAGCGCUUUCUGGUAAAUCUGAAGAGGAGAUAGCAGCGGACGCGCCCGCCAACAGCGUGCACAUGCGGGCGGGCGCUGCGGGCGCUGCGGGCGCGGCGCGGCUGCUGGCGGCGCGCUGGGGCCGCGCCCCCGCCCCCGCGCCCGCGCCCGCCCCCGCGCAGCCCUCCGCCGUGUGGCCGCUGAGCGCGCUGCAGGUGGACGCAGACUGCGUUACGCUGUGCGUUAUCGACGAUUGUCUGGACUCGGACGUGCCGCUCCUGGAGAUAUCCAUGUCCGAAUUACACCUUGAUCAGGACUUAAGAAAAGUGGAGGAGUCGUUCCCGGACCCGGUGCUGGUGUCGACGCCCGGCAGCGGGGCGGGCAGCGUGGCGGGGAGCGGGGCGGGCAGCGGGGCGGGGAGCGGGGCGGGCGGCGGGCUGCUGCGUGCGCAGCUCAGUGUCGACUACUACAAUCGCACGCUUUCCGCCUGGGAGCCUGCGCUGGAACCUUGGAGGUUCGAGACGAAGUGGGAGUACACGUUGUCAACGUCGCUGUCGCUGCGGCGCUUGCAAGUGGACGUGAGCAGCUCAGAGACCCUGGACGUGAACGUGACGAGCGCAGCGCUCGAGCUGUACCGCCUCGUGCGCAGCAACUGGACAACUGACUACUGCGCGCCGCAACUCGGCACGCAGCAACAGUCCCCGAAGGGCAGUCCGGCGGGGCACCGGCGCCGCUCGCCCUUCGUGCCGUACGCGCUGCGCAACAACACCGGACAGCGCCUGUGGUUCACCACGCUGCCCACCACUUCCGAUGAACUGCUGGAGCUGGAGUGGGAGUGUGGGGGCGCGGCGAAUGAGGGUGCGGCGGAGGACCUGGGGUCUCUGGGCGCGGUGGGCGCGGCGCCGGACGACUCGUGGGUGUGCGUGCGCGGCGGCGACACGGAGCCGUUCUCGUUCGGGCAGCGCCGUGGCCGCGCUCGUGCUGCGCCGCACCGCCUGGCGCUGCGCCUGGACGCCUGGACGCCGCCGGACCCGCUACGUGUCGACCGUGUCGGCGUCUUCUUCCGAACCCUCACGCACCAGAAGAGCGGUGCAGAGGCGCGGUUGGUGCUGGAAGUGUCGCUGGAGGGUUCUGCGCGCAAGUUGGUGACGGUCCGAUCGGCGCUGCAGCUGGUGAAUCACUUACCGCACCCCGUUGAAGUGCGUCUACACAGCGCUCCGUCGCCAGUGUCUUGGGGAAGCACGGGUGUUGCGGUUGGUGCGAGCGGGGGUCGGGGCGAGGUGGUGGCGGCGGGCGGGCGCUGGGCGGCGCCACUCUGUGCGCGGCCCGGCGCGCUGGCCGUGCGCCCGCUGCCGCCGCGAGCCCCGCGCCCGCCCGCCCUGCCGCCCGCCCUGCCCCUUGCCCUGCCGCCCGCCCUACUGCACUGGCGCGAUGCCCCGGCAGAUGGCGCGCUGCUGCACCGCGAAUGUCGCGCGCCGCCCGACCACGUCUACAGGUUUUGCUGCGUGAUAGUGCGGGAGCGAUUCCCAGUAGAACGCGGAGAGCCGCUCGCCGGGCACACGCUGACGCUGGUGGCGGCGCUGCGCCUGGAGAACCUGCUGCCGCUCGAGCUGCAGUACCGCGUCGCUGACGUGUGCGGCACGCUGCCGCCAGCAGACACUAGGCCCUUCCACGAGGUGAACGUGGAAGAGGGCGUGGAGCUGAGCGUGAAGCUGGAGGGGUUCGGGUGGUCGACGUCGCUGAGCGUGGGCGGGGCGGGCGCGGCGGCGAGCGGCGGGGCGGGGGGCGGCGCCUCCUUCAGCGCACGCAUCAAGCUACGCGACCUACAGGGCAGAAGGCUCUACCUCAACGCGCGCGUUAGCGUCAACAAACAUGAUGGGAUCAAGGUGUCGGUGUCGGCGGCGUACUGGCUGGUGAACCGCACGGGGCUGCCGCUGGUGUUCCGCGCGGAGGGCGCGGGCGAGGCGGCCGGCCAGUGGCGCGAGCACGAGCUGGCGCGCAUGGUGGCGCCGCUGCUCUUCAGCUUCGCGGACGCCGACGCGGGGCCCACCGUCUGCGCGCGCCUCGGCACCGCCGUCGCGCCCAACCCUCAGUGGUGCUCGCCGUUCGGUCUGGGGCCGGGCAUCACAGUGAAGCGGCUGGAGGCGGGCGGGGGUGGGAGCGGGGCGACGGGGGCGGAGCGGUCGUUCGCGGUGGGCGUGGCCGUGCGCGCCGGCCGCGGCCGCUACCACCGCACCAACAUCGUGACGCUGACGCCGCGCUACCAGCUGCACAACAACACCUCGCGCCACCUGCAGUUCGCGCAGAAGUGCACCGCCACCACCCUCAGCGACCCUGGUGCGAGUGCGACACAUGUGAGCGCAGUGGCGGGCUGCCACCUGCCGUGGCACUGGGCGCGUCGAGAGCGUGACCAGCUGCUGUGCGUGCGCGUGCUGCCAUUUGCUGCCACCACUGCCACUACCACUGCUCCUGCCAACAGCGAUGCCGCCGCUACCGCCUGGUCAGGUGGCUUCCGAAUCGACAAACCGCGCAGCUUGCACAUCGCCUGCAGGGAAAGUGGGGGUUCUUAUGUGCUGCUGAGGGUGGAGGUAGUGACACAGGGUGCUACGCUGCUGGUGGUGCUCACGGACGCGGCCUGCGCGCCGCCGCCGCUGCGCAUCGACAACCACUCGCCCGUCGCCGUCAUGUUCCACCAGGUGGGGUGCGCGGAGGAGUGCGUGGUGGGGGCGGGGGCGCGCGCGCGCUGGGCGCUGCCGGAGCCGGAGGGCGCGUGCGCGCUGGCGCUGCGCGCGCCGGGCGGGCCGCGCCUCGUGCUGCCGCUCGACGCCGCGCCGGCGCCGCACGCGCACCGCCUGCUCUACCAGAACUUCCUCUACGUCGCCUUCCCCGCCACCAGCGACAGAGAAAACAGUAUGGAGACGGCAGGCAAGCAGAUUUCGACAGACGACGACAGCGUAUUGGUACUAGAGGUGCCACUCGGCAGUACUCGGGUAGUACUCGGCCGCAAGCGAUACGGGGACCGAUCGCAGCUGUGGCGGCGUGGGCCAGGUGGGCAGCUCGUGCACGAGGGUAGUUCACCGCCGCAGCCCACUGACGCCGCACUGCCCGAUGAUCCUACUCUUUCACCGCACGCCAUGGUGCUGGACAUCGAGGAGGCGGCGCCGCGGCCAGGCGUGGCGAGCGCGCUGGUGCUGCGGCGCGCGGACCCGCGGCGCCGCUCCACGCAGCGCUGGCGCCUGCUGCCGCCCGGCCGCAUGGCCUGCGCGCACGCCAACCUGUGCGUGCAGCCGCACGCCGCGCGCGCCGGCCUCAUGGCGCUUGUGCCAGGUGCGCGGGUGGUAUUAGGGCUACCAGCAAGUGAGCGUGCUGGCGCGCUGGCGGGCGAGCAGGCGGUGAGCUGGCACGCGCUGCGGCCCGGCUGCGGCCGCCUCGACGUCACGCUCAGCUGCGCUGGCCCCACGCGCCUCGUGCGCAUACACGACCACGAGAACCCGGAGGCGGGGCGCAUUGAAGACGAGGAGGAGGAGGAGUGCGGUGCGUGCGAGGAGGGCAGCGAGUGGGGCGUGCGCGUGGCGGUGGGCGGGCUGGGCGUGUCGCUGGUGGUGGGCGCGCCGGCCGCCGAGCUGCUGUACGCCACGUGCCGCCGCCUACGCCUGGAACUGGCGCGCUCGCCCGCCGCCGCGCUGCUAGCACUGCAGCUCGAUGACCUGCAGUGGGACAACCAGCUGGCGGACGCGGCGCAGCCGGUGCUGCUGCAGACUCAGCGUGCGGCGGGCGGGGGCGGGGGCGGGGCGGGCGGCGGGGCGGGCGGCGCGCUGUACGCGGCGGCCGAGCUGAUGCUGCGGCCGGCGCCGGCGCCGCGCUACAACGCGCGCUACUUCAACCGCGUCGUGGUCGCGCUGUGCCCUGUCGCCGUGCGACUCGACGAAAGGCUGAUACUGCUGCUGUGGUCGUGGAUAGAGCAGUGGCGGGGUGGUGAAGAGGCAGCCGAACAGCCCGACGAGGUGGAGUACGAGACGCGGCGCGUGCUGCACGAGCUGACCGCGCUGCACGCCGCCAGAUACUACUGCGCGCUCCUCGAGCUGGUGCCCAGCCAGAUCCGGCUGUCGAUGUACACGGCCAGCAAGCUGGAGGCGGAGCUGAGCGCGCUGAAGAAGCGGCUGGGGCUGACGUUCGUGCGGUUCGAGGACGCGGCCGUGGAGCUGGAGCCGUUCGUGCGCACGCACGUGUUCGACACGGCCCAAGGCCUCGCCAGGCACACGCUGCAACACUUCAAGGACGAGCUGAAAUGGCAGGCGGCUAAGAUCUUGGGCUCGGUGGACUUCUUGGGAAACCCGUUGGGCUUCGUGGCCGACGUGUCAGAAGGCGUGUCUGGACUGCUGCUGGAAGGCAACGUGGGUGCACUCGUCAAGAAUGUCACGCACGGCAUCUCCAACUCCGCCGCCAAAGUUACCGAGUCGCUGGGCGACGGGCUGGAGCGCGUGGUGGGGGAUGAGGCGCACGAGGAGACGCGGCGCCGCAUCCGGUCCGCGGCUCCCGGAGCGCACCUUGCAGCUGGCCUUCGUGGCCUUGGCCUCGGCCUGCUUGGCGGUAUGACGUCGCUGGUGAAGCACAGCUACGAGGGCGCGACGCAGGAGGGCCUGGGCGGGUUCCUGGCGGGCGUGGGCAAGGGGCUGGUGGGCACGGUGACGAUGCCGGUGAUCGGCGUGCUGGACCUGGCGGCGGAGACGGCGGCGGCGCUGCGCGAGUCGAGCGGGCGCGGGGCGCGCGCGCCGGGCCGCGUGCGCUCGCCGCGCGCGCUGGGCGCCGGCCCGCUGCAGCGCUACGGCGCGCGCGCGGCGCUGGGCGCGCGCCUGCUGCACGCGCUGGCGCGCGCCGAGCGCCUGGUGGCCUACCGGCCGGUGCGCGGCGCGCCGCACGACAUCCGCGCGCUGCUCACCGACACGCACCUGCGCAUCGUCACCUGCAAGCGCGACGCGCCGCACGUCGUCAUGGAGACGCACCUCAGCAACCUGGUGUCGUGCCGCGCGGUGUGCGUGGACGGCGCGCACUUCGUGGAGCUGUGCGUGCGCGGCGGCGGAGCGGAGGGCGGCGGGGGCGGCGGGGGCGGGGCGGAGAGCGUGCGGCGGCCGCGCGUGCAGUGCGACGGCGGCGAGCUGGCGCGCUGGCUGGCCGCCGCCGCCGCGCACGCCGCGCGCCUGCACCGCGACCUGGCGCACACGCUCCCGCCCCGCUAG